AAGAAAAUAUGUAUGAAUAUAGCUACAGAACUAUUCAUCGAGUUUUUUUAUUCUGGCUAGCUUCAGUUUCUGAUUGUCAAGUAAAUCUUGUGUCAACAUUUCGUAAUAAUCGUAAUUUAACCUUAUUUAGUUUAUCUAAAAAUUGAACUAGUAGUGUUAAGUUAAUCUAAAAAAUUACGCAAAUAAAAAUUAUGUCGCGGAGUAGAAAUGAAGUACAAAUGUUAAUAGAUCUAUAUCAAAAUCAUUCAUGUUUAUAUGCCGUAAAAUCAGUUUCUUAUAAAAAUAGACACGCGAGAUUCAAGGCUUUGACUGAAAUUGAAACGGAAUUGAGAAAAAUAAAACCAGAAGCAACACUGGCGGAAAUUAAAUGCAAAUUUAAUAAUUUGCGAACUAAUUUUCUGUCUGAGUAUAGAAAAUAUAAGGCAUCUAAUAAAAGUGGCACAGGUGCAGAUGAGAUUUAUAGACCUACAUUGUGGUAUUUUGAGAACAUGAUGUUUAUCGUUGAGCACAGUGUACCACGAUCAUCAAAAGAGUAUUGCAGAAAACUCCAAUCUUCUUGACUCUGGGGGUGAAUUUGGUAAAGAAAUGGAACCACAGUAUGGAGAAUAUGUUGAAGAAAACCCGAAUAGUGAAGAAAACAUUAUUAUUGAUAUUACAGAAUACCCAACAGAAACUGAUUCGAACAGUGAUAUUACUAAGACACCUAAUCGAAGUGAAAUAAAGGCAAGUGUUCUAAGAAAACAAAAAAAAAGAAAGAGAAUAAAUGAAGAUGAUGUUUUAACCACAGCAUCACAAACAAUGCAACAUUUGGCAGAAGCCUUCAGUAGUAACAAGGAAGUUAAUUCAAACGGCCUGCAGGCUUUUGCAGAAUUUAUUACUAGUAAACUUCAAGUUAUGGUUGAUGAUCCUCAUCUAUUAGAUGAAACCAAAGAGGAUAUAGCUAAUAUUAUAUUUAUUAACUUGAAAAGAUAUAGAGAGAAUAAAAGAAGUCACAGUUCUUAAAAUAUAUAUACUUACCUGUAUAAUAUCAAUUUCUAGAGUAGUACCAAUAAAUACAUAUUUAUUAUUUUAAGGAGUCAAAAUAUUCUGUAUUACUUAUAAGCAUA
Molecule: messenger RNA, 1106 nt
Organism: Anoplophora glabripennis (Asian longhorned beetle)
Lineage: Eukaryota; Metazoa; Arthropoda; Insecta; Coleoptera; Cerambycidae
Exons: 3
Coding region: 586-1002 (138 amino acids)
Source: RefSeq, a predicted model, not a curated record